Molecule: messenger RNA, 2222 nt
Organism: Acanthaster planci (crown-of-thorns starfish)
Lineage: Eukaryota; Metazoa; Echinodermata; Asteroidea; Valvatida; Acanthasteridae
Source: RefSeq, a predicted model, not a curated record
CAACUCAUUCAUGCUAUAAUAUACGCAUGUUGCAACCCCGCUGCCCUUGAUUCAGCAAGCGGAAUCGACCAAUUACGCCCGGGAUGUCAGGAAGGGUAUCCCCGCAUGAGGUCGGGUGGUGCGCCACGAAGAUCUUUGGUGAUGCCGAGGAACAAAAUACCUAAUAUGGGUGUCCCAAACUGGUGGUAGAAUCCACGAUUCAAGUCAUUGCAGGAGCAGACGUCCCUCCAACAGCUCGGGGUUUCACCGUCCUCUCAGAGUUAAACGCCAAACAUUUCACGAUGUUCUAUUAUUUCCUAUUUCUUCUGGCGUGUCCGCUGGCAGUAUUUGGCCAGUUUGGCGGAUUUCCAGUCAACGGCGACGGCCCUCUCCCUGAAAUGCCCAUGCCUUCCACAACCAGACCUCCUGCGGCAGACGCUGGGAUAGGCAACGCCGGAGUCGGCUUUGGCAACAACAACGGCUUUGGCGGAACCAGCGCCGGCGGCGGUGUUGGGGAUGUUGGCGGUAGCGUCGGCGCUGGUCAAGCCGGCGCCGGGGGAGCCAGCGUGGGCAGCGUAGGUGCCGGCGGCGCCACCGGUCAGGGCGGCUUGGACGACAACGACGGCUCCGAUGACGACAACGAUGGCUCCGGCAGUGGUGGGGGCUCCGGUUCGGCCGGAGGUAGCAUGUCCUACUCGUACGACUACGGCACCGGCGGAGGAGGUCCGGGGCUCCUCAGCAGUUCCGGGGGGAAGGCCGGUGUGGGCAUCGCAUGCGUUGUGGCGGUGGCCGUGCUGGUGGCAGGCGCAAUGUUCAUCUUCUACAAGAGGCAGCAGAGACAAGGAAUGGGCGGGAAUGUUUAAGUACAAAAUGGCAACAAGGAACUCGAAGAGAAACUCAUAGUAUUCAUUUUGAAGUAUUUUCUUUGUAUUUAUGCUGAGUAGAAAUUCCUAUUAACAGUAAUGCUGAGCAUUGUUACAACUGCCAGAGUGUUAUUUACUGAUGUAAGGGACGAACCUGGACCAACAAAAAAUUAUCUGAAAUUGACAACAUCAGGACAGUGCCAACCGUCAGGUAAAUGUGGGAUUUUUCGUCCAUAUCUUUUAAAACGCUCAUCAACAUGCCGUCCGUCUGCAGGUGUCUUGGACCUCACUUUGUCUGAGGAACUUAACGGAAAAAGGAACGGCUUACCACAUUGCUUCAAUGUCAAACGAAAAACCAUUCAAUGUAUUUAAUGUAAUGUUCACCCAGUUUCUCACUCCUUGCUCAUUCCAGCGAAGUUCCCAACCAUUUUAUAGUCAGCACUGGUCGGCUGAUGACGUCAGAGCCCCCUGCAGGCUCCAAACUGAAUAAAGCUUGUGCUGAGUGCAAUUCAAAUUCUCAACAAAUGAGGGCGCUGUACGUUAGAGGCUUCAUUUGCCUCAACCUACCUCUUGCCUUGUCCGAAUUACUUCGCCGGGGCUUAAAAUUACGCAAGAGUCUAUGGUUAUGGCUGCAGCCACUUCCCAUAGAGUUGCGUGUAAUUUCAAGCCGCAGUCAAGUAUUUUGGACACGGUUUUAGGAAUUGUUGUAGACGUCCAUGUACUCUAUAAAGUCGGUGGCAGAUGAAGAACUAGCGCCCUCUACGUACACAUUCAAGUACUCGUUCAUCAAAAACAAAAACACCCUUUGGUGUCUCAAUCCUACGAGCAACAAUACUUUCCAAGAGAAUACUACAUGUUUUAAAGUAUGGGACCUGCAAUGAGGCUAUUUUUUAUUGUGUUUUAGGCUUAUAGUGUUUAGGUUUUGAAACGAUUCCUUUGUUGGAUCUUAUAAUAUACCGGUAUAUCGGGACAACUAUACUCAGGCGGUGGCAGAAAUUCCAAUAAUCAAGACAAAGGCGGUCUUGCACACAAUUAUAUUCUUAUACAUAGAAUACGCCGCUGAACUGCGGGCAGUUACACGGAAUACGGGACUUAGUGGUUUUUGCUGUACAUUACGCUACGUCUAUCCUUUUUUCACGCUAACUAUUCUAAAAGUAUAAAAAUGGAUGUUAUCUUUGGCUUGUUCAUUUGAUAGCUAUCUGUCAGUAAUGUUGUACGUCUGUAAUAUAGCUGCAUAUAAAUAUAAUUCUAUGAGCCUAUAAAUAAUCAGAAGUUUUUUCUUUGUGUGAACUAGAUUACUAAAACUACCUUUGAAUGAGGUAUAGGAAAAGCCUUGCUGUACACGAAUAAAUAAUACAAGAACAGUACAGAAAAACCAUA